UACUGUUCUAUACUAUGUUACUAUAUAGUAUGUACUAUGCUAUGCUAUGCUAACGUAUUUUAUGUUAUGUGCUAUGCUAACUAUGUAAUGCUAUGCUAACACAAAGUGGUUUUGAAAUCAUAUGAAACGUCUUUUUUAGCCUUUUUACAAGAUAAAAACUAUCAAAAUGGCAUCCUUUCACUUUUCCAUAUGCGGCCCUCGGUGGAAGAAGUUUGGACACCCCUCGUCUUGCUCAAAGACGAUCUCGCAUAAAUCUGACAAACGUUUAAAAGCAUUCUGGCUAACUUCAUCUAAAUCUCUGAGUGCUUCAUGGGAGUUUUGAAAAGUUCGACGACUCGGUGAAAUAUCUUCCGUCCGCUCCCUUUUCACAGUCCCAGCGCUUAGCAGAAGAGGUCAAGUCAAAUCCAAGAUAAGACCCCCUCUCCCCCCGCCCACGCUUGAACGUAAAAGAACAGAAAACAGGAAAUGAGAAGUCCUCCAGGGUGGAUUUGGACUUGCGCGUAUGCGAUCCACAGGACCUGGUUCAUUUUCUUCUACAGCUGUUAUUUGGAAUCCCUUGAAAGUCUCAUCUGUGAAUGGCACGGACGGGGCCGUCGUACGGUUAGCAAGAUGUCUGCGGAGGCAGACAAACUGUUGUAGUCCAACACUGGUCAACCUCGUAAGAUGACAGUUCUUUUGGCGGCUGACGAUGUAAAAAACAAAGAAGAGGUAGAACCAUGUUCGUACCGCAAUGAUUUGUUUUGAAGCUUAUUUUGCACUGAACAGGAAGUUGCUGUGCGCACGUAUACUACACACGUCCACACAGAUGGACGCCUUUUUUUCCACAGAAAUGAGCCCUUUGGGUCGCGACUACGACGUUGACGAUGCCAUGCCAUGCCAGCUUAAGCGGGCACAUCAAAAACGAGCUCCAUGAUUCAAAGCAUUUUUGGAGCGUGUCCCCGUGAACACACUUUAAGAUUCUCUCCACUGUGACUUUUCACAGCCGAGAACGAGAGGGGGGGAAACAAAACACAAAGGGAAGUAUUGUCUGUCACCUUCAGGUUCCAUCAUAACAGUUUGUGUUAUUUCUGGUAUCCGAGCAACAAGCGAAGUGUGUCACUACGUUCUAGUUUCAUUCACCGGCGCUGGCCGUACCUGUUGUAUCAACACUCACGUCUGUCAGUUAUGUCGUCGUGCUGUUUCCCAUGUGGCAGAGUGAGCACAUCUCUGUAGGACGGACGGUGAAUCACUCCUUGGAGCCUCCUGUGGAUGCACCACACCCACCACGGGUAUUAUCACAUCGAGCUGAACUAUUCAGCCACUUCACAAUAACGUUCGAUGUAAUAGCUACCACAACAUUCCAGGACCCACUAAUAUUGUGUGUGUGUUAAACAUUCACCAGCAUGUGCAGACUUUCAUAGCCACCAUACUGUAUGUGCAAUGCUAUAUUAUGCUAUGCUAUGCUAUGCUAUGUUCCAAUCCACUCCAACUUUAUGGUGUAAAGCACUUUAAAACAACCAUAGUGGCUCAAGGUGCUGUACAGAAUAAAAUAUAAUAUAAUACAUAAAAACAUACAGUAUGUCCUGUUAUGUUAUGUUGUGCAAAGCUAGGCUACGCUAAACUAUGAUACGCUAUGCUAAGCUACACUAUGCCAAUUUAUGUCACGUUACGUUAUAUUAUGUUAUUAUUUUAUGUACUAUGAUAUGAUAUGCUAUGUUAUGCUACGCUAUGCCAUGUUUUGUUAUGUUGUGCUAUGCUACCCUGUGCUAUGCUAUGUUAUUUUUACUUGUUUACAAAAAAAGCUUGAGAGUCACAUAAAAAUAAUUCUUAUGAGAACCACCUUUCCGAUUUAAAAGAAGAAAAAGCAUGCCGUCCUCCACCAACUGUUCUUUCCUGUUGUUAAAACAGCAUAACGAGAUAAGAAUGCAAUAAACUGACCCGCACGUCAUCCACAUUGUUUUAUUUGGCCUGACAGAUGUGACGGAUUAGUCCCACUGCCACACCCUUCUUCAGAUCAGAUGCCUGAACACCGAAGGUGUUUCACUGCUGCAGGGCGUCCUCUAGCGGCCGCCCAGAAACUGCAGCCAGAACGAGAAGGUGAGAAGCUGUUUCUCGUCGACUAAACUGCCCGUUCGGAGGCUGUAACUUCUACCCGCUCGAGGAGAAGCCGCUGUAAAAUUCAGCCAACACAAUUCACAGGCACGUUCCUUCUCUUUCUGCGAGACACACACACACACACUAAAAGUGAGCUGAGAAGAAGGAGGCCCAAGUCAUCUUUUGUUUAGGUUCCUGUGAGCAGUAACUUUCCCUCUGUUCUCCAUAGGAGGCAGAGUGGGCGUAGGCGUUGAAGCAUGCUUGCUACCUCUGUGAUUGGUCGGUGCGCCAUUAUUCUUUCAGCCAAUCGGACUUUCAGAUGCUGGCGCGUGAAGUCAAGCCGGUUUGCGACCAAUCGGAUGCCGAGUGAACGGAACCUGUUUUAGUUCCUCAUACAAGUUUAUGAGUGACACUGAACAAGCCGUUCUGCACUUGGACAUCUUCUCACGUUGACCAAACAUCACCAGAAGUCACAAGUACACAUGGAAAGUCACAGCUGCUGUACACACGUUCUCUUUCUACGUCAUCAACGAGUCCCACUUUUAAAGGAGGAGGUGUCCUUUCAGGAAGAGCAAUGGUGCUUCAGACUGCAUCUUUCUUUAUAAGACAUCUUUUCUAUUUGAGGUGAUUCAAUAGCGUCACAAUGUCUAUAGUGCUGCCUUGUGUGUGUGUGUGUGUGUGUGUGUGUGUGUGUGUGUUAAAUUCCUGUCCUUCAUCUGUUGUCUGCCUCGUCUUGCUAAGUAAACAGUUAGGGCGAAGACUAAAUGCUUUUUAGCUGCACGUUUACGCAAACCUGAGGUUUUCCAACACCAUUGAAAACUGUAGUUAUGCUUUAAACCCACCAGAUGGCGACAAAGACUGGCACUGGUACUGUUACGUCGCUCCAAGGCUUUAGCGUGGGACGUUGAAAAGGCUCUUAGGACAGAAACCUAAGAGCGUCUCUUCUCGGCUCCGUGCACUCAGUGAGCACACUUGCUAUUACUGUGUACACCAUGCCUCUCUACAGCCUGUGUCAUGUUUUUAAUAUAAGUGUGACAUCAUUAUUCUUGCUAAUGGACAAUAAAAUGCAGACAAAUGUCAUAUGGGAGGCCCUCGCGGUACCACUUCAUCCUGAAGGGGGCAGGCGUGCGUGCGCUGGAAGCUGCUUGUCACUGCAGUCCAUCCAUAGAAAGGAAAAUACCACCUUUUCUUUGUUUGUUUGUUUUUUUGUGACCGGACGCACCGGCUGGAGAGCAGCAAGUCAAAUGCAUGAAAUGUAUUUUAAUGCUCUGCUGAAUGAAUGACAACUUCAUGUCAAAACAUCCCAACUAUCCCUUUAACAUAAAUACAGUAUGUUUGUAGUGCAGAAUGGAGCUGGUUCACGUGAGUCCGUGUCAGUAAAGCAUGUUACUUCCUGAUGUGGGCCAUGUGUAAAUGUUUUAACAACGUAACCUGAAGCUGCCCCGAGGCUGUUUGCUUUCAGGUUUCCUUCCCUCGGUUUGAGGUUUGAUUUUUCAAACGGAAAGAGAUAAAUGUUUGCGUCAUGAAAACUAAAGCAUUCCAUGGUUCAACUUUAGCGGGCCGGUUAACCACGUGUGACCUUGAAACACUGCAUUUAUUGCUUCAAGCGAAAAUGUCAGCAAAUACAUGUUUAUGCAACUAUGACUCAAACUAAAGGCAUCGUUCCACCUUUAACAUAGUUAGUUUGCACGACUUUUGACUUGACUUUGACUGCUAGAACGCCAGCGAUGCGCUCACUUUAGUUAUUUCACAAGUCGGUGUUGAGAGAAAAGGUGUGUUUCUGAACCUGAAAAGUCCUGCCUUGCGCAAACAUGCGCAUUACCAUGACAAACAAAGUCACCGUGAGGUCUCGGUAUGACAUUUUUAGCAGUACAAGCAGGGCAACAUUUUUGCCUUUUGUAUCUCACAGAACAAAAGAUGUUUUCUGUAAUGAGCCACCAAAGGAAAGCGGAGUCGUUUUACCAGCCCGCCAUGCCUAUCAGGAUUCCACAUGACUGGAGGCACAGGAGCUAACAUCCGCAGACGAUGUUAUAGAACAUCACAGCGACGCGACAAAACUCAGUUCAUGGAGAGACGAUGAGACUACGAUAAAUGAUACCAAUUGCUGACGCUUUUUAACUGGCUUGUGUUCAUGUUAUGGAUUUCACCAGUAUUGUACUUUGACUGCCCAGAUGAUGUACACAAACAUUUCCAUGCGUACCGAAACUCUAUCGUAAUGCCACUGGUGCCGAUGUACAAUUGGUAGUUAGCGGGCCAAAAACUCCAUCCCUCGGUUCCUCGAUUUGAUGCUGAAUGCAGACUAACUCGCAACAAGUGCUUGAAGGUGAUAUUGUACAGGUAACAAGUAACAUGUGGCAUCCUGACAGACAUGCACAGAGUCCGGCUGAAAUGAAAGUGACUGCUGUACACUAACUGAUUAGAUUCAGCUCCAGAACACCCCCCCGCCACUUUUCUCUUCACUUACCAUUGUUCAAUUGCAACAACAAUCCAGGUUUAAGCCCUAAACAAGCCUCACACACUUAUUAAACACACAUCGCUAAUGAAUGAUAAUGUAAGAAGAUCGAUGAACAGAUGGAAUCAGAGUCAAGGUGUGUCCUUCAGCCUGGUCGUCAGGCUAGCGCCGGAGGCUAGCAGCCUCCAAAAGGUAAUUCCAGUAACGACUUACGAUAAUACAUUAACUUGCAUUCGCCUCGCUGCACGUUUUGAGGCCGGGUUGACUGUCAAAGCGAGUGCUUCCAUAGCUGAAGAAGCUGGUGCAUUUCACAGCACACGGUUAGCUACGGUGCGUUCAAGGACCACCAAACAAAGUGCAAAAUCUCAACGCUUGACAAAAAAAUAGAUAGAUACAAGCAUGUGUAACUACAUUUUACCUGUAUAUCAGGUAUGACCGACUUAUUGUGAAUGAGACAUAUUUUCUGCAGCAAAAAUUGCCUAUUUUCAAAGAUUUUAAGAAUAACAAUUAAAACACACAUUUAAAAACCUAAUUAAAAAAUAACAAAUAAUGGACGCCAUAGUCACUUGGUGUCUUUUGGGCGUCGUAAAAUACAAUACAGACGUUUUACUGGCCUGUUGCCUGGAUUUAAUUUACACAUUGUAUUUUCACAUAAUCAGAGCCAACGCAACAGCUCUAUCGGAGAGGUGUGUGUUCAUGUUGCAAUGAUUGUAGAGGUCGUCACACAGGAAGUUGUCUCUCAUGUGUAACCCUUGUCAUUUGCUUAAUUACAUAGCCAAAGUAUUUCACAUAGCUCAGUAAGGUGCAAUGCAGCAAACUAACGAGAUAACAAAUGCAUUGUGAAGUAAAUAGCGCUUUUACAAUAGCCAUGAAGAACAAUUUGAAGCUUUUGCGUCGAGGAAAACUAAGACGGUUUGCUUUAAACACCACUCGCGUAUUCCUCAGUGCCGUCUGAUCAGAUGUCGCGGUGUGUAUCAAUCAGACUGGCGGAUGACAAGAGGUGACAUGAUGACAGCAGGCAGCAGUCAAGCAACCUGGCUAUGCAGUUCAACAACAUUCAAACAACAACACAAAACAGGCAGGUGAUCGUUUCCAUGUUCUUUCUGUCAGGUGCUAUUGUUAUUUGACACGCCAUUUGACAUUUGCAAUGACUGAUGAUAGUAUUUGUCAGUGUGAGCUACAGUGGGUCCCCGGCGAUUCACAAUUCAGCAUUCGAGGUCCUGCAUCUUUGCAGAUUUCUUAACAAGAAAACCCCUUUUUUUUAUUUGUGGAAAAAACAGCCCAUUUGCGCUUUUUUGUCUGAUUUUUUUUGCAGAAAUCUACGAAGGAGUAAUAGGGCCGCAUUGAAACAAAAAUGUCAAGAAUAAAGUCCUAAAUUUACAAGAAAAAAAGGUGGCGAAUAAAGUGGUAAUACUACGUGUCAGAGGGAAAACAGAGCAUAGCUCUUCAGGAAGGAAGGGAACUUUCCUCUUGCUUCAGGCAAGCUUUUAUUUAUAACGUGGCAGCAAAACAGAGCUGAUUAGCAUGUCUAGCUAGCCCCUCUCACUUCUGCCUUCCUUACCCCGCCCCCUCCACACGCCCAAGGCCAACGGUCACAUAAGUCACCCCUUUUCAUAGCUGUUUCAGACUAUGCCUGUAACAUAAAACAAAAACUUGCGACUUUAUUUGUUUAAGUUUUUUUCUCACAAAUUUACAGGCAAAGGUACUAUUAUGACUUUAUUCUGGUAAAUGUAUGACUUUAUUCUGAAAAUCAAUUUUUUUUUUUCAAUGUGGCUCCGUCUCAUUCUCAAUAUAAUAAUUUGUAAAUACGUGACGACAGCGUAAUAAUACAGCAUGCAUGAUGUACAGGUAGGUGCACACCUGUCAACUCUUGUAUUUUGUCCUUUUUCCCGGUGCCGUCCCGUUGAAUAGUUUCCCGUAUUUUUCCUGUAUAUUAGCUUUUGGGGAAAAAAAAAAGAAGCACAGUUGUCGCGGCAGCGUGACUCCGAUUCCAUCUGUUCACCUCACCAGGUUUUUCUGUGGAAAAAAUUGCCGUUUUCAGACAAAAUAACAUUUAAAAUGACCAAAAUUGACCAAAAUGAUGCAAAUUUGUGGAUCCGUGAAUCCACAUUGUCAUAAAAAUAAGAUCGAAUGCUUAAAAUGAUACAAGUGAAAUUAAAUAAAGUAUUACAUGGAGUAGAACGUCCAAGUCACAUUUACUUCCUUGCCACUGGAAGUCUUCCAUCUUCUAGCUUAACUUCCCUUGUAGAUAAUUGAGUUUAUUGUUUUUCAGGAGAAGUGUGUCACCCUAUUUGACAGGCAAAUGACACAGUCUGUGUACAUCUACCCUGAGGCUUCCCCAAGUAUGACAAAAACGCAUGUCUAUCCACUACUGUUGUCUUUGCAUGUGGUUCAGUCGAGUCUGUGGAGUCCUCCGGGCUGACUGCGAGUGUGUGGCACUUGAACGUGAAAGCAUUUCAACCUUUAUUAGAAAAGACUCUGCAAGCAUCACUAAAUGCAGUCUUGCACAUUUCAGCCGUAAUUUAUGUCACUUAAAUCACCUCGGACCUCUUAAACCUAUUUUGCCCUCAACCUUUGGCCCACGUACCGCUGGUGUGAAAUAGUCACUGCGCCGUGUCAAUUUUGUCACGGCUGUGAGCAAAGCUUCUGAGCGAAAAUGUUACUACAUGGCCGCAUUUCUGCUCUGGGCACGUGUUACGUGAGACUGCUUAUUUUUAUCCUUAAAAAGCAUGAAAGGUGGCAAUUGUGCAUUCCUAAAGGUACAUGGAGAAAUGUAAAGAAGUAUUUCAAGAAUGGGCAUUCAUUGAGGAACGAUAAAAUGUGGAAUCACGGGUUUGACCUGUAAAGAGGGCGGGUGAACCCCUCACCCACGAGCCACCACCCCUGUGCUGCUGGAGAGAUGGCAUGAAAUAAUCGGGUAGACACAUUCUUCGUUCUCAACUAACCCAUCCUGGCCCAUCCCACUUUGCAGUAUAUAUACACCCCGGAGACCAAGGUGAUGCUCACAACUGCAGAUCAUCUCCAGUAUUCCUGCCUGGUCCAGAUCCACAUCCUCCAGCAUGUCACUGAGCACCAGAUCCUACAACCAGAAAACCAUGAGUGUCUACGGCGGAGCAGGCGGACGCGGCACCCGCAUCUCCUCUUCCCAGGCGUACCCUUCUCCUUCCGGCUUCAACCUGGCUGACGGCCUGGACCUGCACGUCAGCGCCAACGAGAAGGCCACCAUGCAGAACCUGAACGACCGUUUGGCCUCUUACCUGGAGAAAGUGCGCACCCUGGAGAGGGAGAACGAGCGGCUGGAUAAGCAGAUUAGAGAGUGGUACCAGAGCAGAACUGUCAUCAGCAACGACUACACCGGCUACUUUGCCACCAUUGAGGACCUGAAAGAAAAGAUCCGUGUUGCUGCCAGGCUCAACGCCAAGACCAUUCUGGAUAUCGACAACGCAAAACUGGCAGCCGAUGACUUCAAAAUGAAGUAUGAGAACGAGCUUGCCAUGAGAAUGACAGUGGAGGCAGACAUCGCUGGGCUGAAGAGGGUGCUGGAGGAGAUGAACAUGGCCAGAGCGGAUCUGGAGUGUCAAUUGGACGGCCUGAAGGAUGAGCUCAUCAUGCUGAAGAAGAACCACGAGGAGGAGAUGGCUCUGGUCAGGAGUCAGGUGGGUGGCCAGGUCAACGUGUCCGUGGAUGCGUCUCCCUCUCCAGACCUGAACCAGGCCAUGACAGAAAUUAGAGAACACUACGAGGCUAUGAUCGCCAAGAACCGCAGGGAUCUCGAGGCCUGGUACCAGAACAAGAUGGCAGCACUGGAGCAGGAAGUGAUGACACAGACAGAGUCUCUGGUAACAUCUCGCACAGAAAUCAAAGAACUGAAGAGCACCCUCCAGAGGCUUCAAAUUGAACUGCAGUCCCACCUGAGUAUGAAAGCAUCCCUGGAGGGCACGCUGGCUGAGACACAAGCCCGCUAUGCUGCACAGCUAGCAGGCCUGCAGAACAUGGUUGUCAGUUUAGAGGCCCAGCUGUCCCAGAUCCACGCCAACAUCACCAGCAACAAACAAGAGUACGACAUGCUGCUGGACCUCAAGACCCGACUGGAGCUGGAGAUCGCAGAAUACAGACGGCUGCUGGACGGGGAGGACGAAAGUGGUCACCAAGGUCAUCACAGUGGUAGAGACUGUUGUGGACGGGAGAGUGGUCGGGAGCAGCAAGACUGUCGACGUAGAUGUGGACCAGAUAGAGUGAUAUCUUGGAAGAUUACCCUCGAAUCAAUAAAGAUCGUGCGGUUAACCUUUGUCUGCUGGGAUUAUUUCAACAGAAAAUAGAAAAAUAAUAAUAAU
Molecule: messenger RNA, 8859 nt
Organism: Dunckerocampus dactyliophorus (ringed pipefish)
Lineage: Eukaryota; Metazoa; Chordata; Actinopteri; Syngnathiformes; Syngnathidae
Gene: krt98
Product: keratin 98
Exons: 7
Coding region: 7585-8844 (419 amino acids)
Molecular function (GO): structural molecule activity
Source: RefSeq, a predicted model, not a curated record